Coniophora puteana RWD-64-598 SS2 is the source of this 1392-nucleotide messenger RNA. RefSeq names its product GTP cyclohydrolase II. The transcript has a single exon. The record is from RefSeq and is a predicted model, not a curated record. The annotation marks the transcript as partial. Gene Ontology annotation, biological process: riboflavin biosynthetic process. Gene Ontology annotation, molecular function: GTP cyclohydrolase II activity. Lineage: Eukaryota; Fungi; Basidiomycota; Agaricomycetes; Boletales; Coniophoraceae.
UCCUCCGAUGCCGCCGUCCUUGACCUGCUAACAGGUCCACCUCCUUCCUCUCCGAAGCCACUGCCAAGGCGGGAUUCUUUCAUGGAUCCGCUGCUUCUCGCUGCUACUGCCGCUUCGGGUCCAAACGUUACCCGCAACCACUAUACUCAUGAUUUCUUCCCGGGCGUCAUGAUGCCACAAUCACAAGGCUCUUACGACUGGACGAAGUGGUCAGGCGAAGAUGCAGCCGCCCGAGGUGAACGCAGACGUUUGACCUAUGUCAGCCGACAAGGCCCUCGCAAAGCACGUCUCCAGGCCGAGGGCAAGCUCGAGAAGGAGAACGACUCACCACAGUCCCCCGAGCCCCUGAGACCUGCUGACAAUAUUCCCCAUCCACAUCUCUCACGAAAGCCUCCAACGCAUUUGGCCGUUCCCGAUCACACUCGCGCAAUUAUACCAAAACCUGCAGCAGAUAAACUCCCACCUCAGCCAGUCGAGGUCAAGUGCAUGGCGCGCACUCGCAUACCAACUCCUCAUGGUCCCGUUUUCCUCCACCUCUACCAUAAUAACCGAGACAGCAAGGAGCACCUUGCUAUUGUUGUUGACCCAUCACAGUAUGAUGACGCCCUCCAGCAGCAUGUUCCCCCGAUCCGUAGCCGCACGCUAGACGCCACAUGGGGCGAGAACGAAACUGAAAUGGACCGUUUAGUACGGGGCGCCUACGUUGGCAAGCUGUCAUCCACAUUGAAAAAUCCUUCGUUGCCAUCCUCCCAGCCUGUCAUCAGCGGCGACGCCAUCCCACCACCACUCGUCCGGAUUCACUCGGAGUGCUUUACUGGGGAGACAGUGGGAAGCAUGCGCUGCGAUUGUGGGGAACAGCUAGAUGAGGCCAUCCGCCUCAUAUCGCAGCCGACCCGUCUCCCACGGGACUCUCCACUUGGUCUGCCUGACCUGCCGGGGCGUGGGGUCGUAGUCUAUCUUCGCCAAGAAGGGCGUGGCAUCGGUCUCCUGUCGAAAAUCCGGGCGUACAACCUCCAGGACAUGGGCCACGACACGGUCGCGGCUAACCUGAUGCUCGGGUACGGCGCUGACGAGCGCAACUACGAGAUUGCUGGUGCUAUCCUACGCGACCUCAGGGUCGGCUCGGAGCAGGAUCGGGGGCUCCGUUUGUUGACCAACAACCCAGACAAGGUGGCGGCAUUGGAGAAGGAAGGAGUCAAGGUGGUGGAACGCGUUCCGAUGGUUCCGCGCAGCUGGAAGUGUCGGACCGGUCACUCGAAACCGAACGAAGCGGGGAAGGAGAAGGCGGCGGGACUGACUAUGAUUGGAGGAGAGGCGGUGAGAGGAGACGAUCUAGACAAAUACCUUCGCACCAAAGUCGAACGCAUGGGCCACAUGCUCCCUCUUUACCUG